AGGCCCCUGCCCAGGACUGUCAGGGGGUUCCCAGUAGAGUCAAACUGAAGCUCUUUGUUGUGGCCCACCAGGCCCCCCUUCCGACCCAUGUCAUCCCUCCUUGUUGCCUGCGCCCAGCCCCUCGUGGCACGGAAGCCUGCUGCCUGACACGCCCUGCCCCGAAUCCUCCCGUGGCUGACCACUUCCUACCAUUCAGGACUGGGUGGAGGUAUUAUCACCUCUGUUCGUUCAUUCAGCGUGCGCACGUUGGAGUGGAGGCGAGGGAGGGAGGCUCGUGAGUAUUUGGAGGAAAAGAACCCCAGGCAGAAGGAACGGCAAAUGCGCAGACCCAGACUCGGGAAGGUUCGCUGAGUCCUUCUGACCACCAAACCCUGGUCACUCGAGCUGAGCAUCUUCCCUUAUUUUCUUGUAGGCUCUGAGCUUUCUCUGAAACCAUCCCGCUGACUGAUUUGUGUACCUCUUAGUCAUCGCGCUCCCCUGACAGGAUGUAAGCUCGGUGAACUGGAGGAUCUUGUCUGUCUGUCACGGUCGUAUGCCCGGUCCUCAGACAGUGUUCGCUCCGCGCCAGGCAAUGGCUUCUGCCGUUGCUCCCCCUGCUUGCAGCAGACAAGCUCUCCGGACCUCGAGGAGCUGCCACCCAGCUUGGAGGGGCUGAGCUGUGGUGCUUGAGCCCUGGCUGUGGGUCCCAAGCCCUGGGCUCUUUCCCUUACAUCUCCCCACCCCCGUCAGGAGUGGGUUGAGUAGGUAGGAUCUGUUCCACACCAGGAAGCUCCAGGCUCAGGUUCCUGAAGCUUCUCCGCAGAGAACCUCUUGCCUGGGGUGAGUGGAGCUGAGGGUUUGCUUGGAGGUAAGUCCAGCCAGUCCCAGACCUGUCCGCCUUCAAGAAGCAAUGGCACUUUUUUAUGCCUUGACAUGGGCAGUUUUUCUGUACUGGGAGCUACGCUGAAAGUCCUGGCUCCGUCACCCGAGGCCAGUGGUGUUCCAGCCCCUGGCUGGAAUGAGUGGCAGGUCCAGGCAAGGGUCCCCGGCUCUGCCCAGCCAGACCUCACCAGAGGCCAGGACCCACACUGCUUGCUGGGCUCUGAGCUGAAGGCAUGUGGGAGUGUGUGUGUCUGCAUGUGUCUGCGCCUUGGAACUGCACGGCUGUGACUAGGCAUCCUCUGUCCUGUCUGCAUCCUUUGCUACCUCCCAGAGACCUAAGACUGAGGAGUUCUCCACACCUGGGGGCAAAUCUCAGUUCUGUUGGUACCUUCUUAGUGAUUGGAUGAGUUGCCCAGCCUCUGUGGUCUUCUUUCCAUGUCUGCCACGUGGGGAUGUUCCACUCACCUUCCAGGGAGGCUUCUGGAAGGAGAACGAGCAUCCAGGAUGAGGUUUAGGUGCACCUUGUUCUAACGCACAAAGGUUUGGUUCAGUGCCUGGUAGGCAGCAGGGGCUCCCAGGGGCAGCCGGGUGGAUGGAGUGCCCGCCCUCCCUCCCCGAGUGGGGCUUUCUCCCACCCAGCUCCGCAUCCUGUCUCCCUCCCUCCUACCUGCACGUCUGCCCCUGGGACUGGGCGGUGUCACCCUUGAGCCUGUGUGGGUCCUUGGCACAGAUGGCCCUGUGCCCGCUUGUCCCCACCCUGCAGCCUGAGAGGGUCCCCGGGGCAGAACCCAGGGUGGCCUCUCCCUGGAGUCUGCAGGCCUGUUUCCUCCUCCAGGGCGUCCCUCCCAGCCUCCUCUGGCUUCUGACCCGGUGACCUGGGCCGGGAGAGGGAGACGGGGCAUCGCCAGGAGCCUGGGGUGGCAGAUUGAUGAGCUGGCGCUACCCUCCCCCAUGGCUGGAAUGCGAGGCCACCAGCCCAGCUGUUUGUCCAGGAGGCCGAGGUCGCUGCAGGCCCCGAGUCUGUUUUCACUCCCAGGCCCAGGAGCCUCCGGGACUUUCCCGUGUUUGUUCCCUGAACCCACUGCGGGGCCUCGGGUCAAGUGAGCACCUGGGAGUUUCCCGACUACCUGCUGUUCCUUGGAGAAGUGGGGCUCCCCAUUCUGCUCUGGCUCCCCCAAAAUGUGAAGGCACAGACCUCUACUCUCCAACCCUCUCACAAGUGGCGGCCUUUUCGGGGUCCCCAGAAGGUUCCAGACGGCUGUGGCGGGUGGGAGCAGCCUAAGCCCAGAGUCGCUGGAGAGCCUUCCCUGAAGUUAGAAGGAAGAAUCUGCCCAGGGGGCUGCGCACAGCAAGAUGAGGAGGUUCCUGAGGCCGGGACAUGACCCUGCGAGGGAGAGGCUCAAGCGGGACCUCUUCCAGUUUAACAAGACGGUGGAGCAUGGCUUCCCGCACCAGCCCAGCGCCCUCGGCUACAGCCCCUCUCUGCGCAUCCUGGCCAUUGGCACCCGCUCCGGAGCCAUCAAGCUCUACGGUGCCCCAGGGGUGGAGUUCAUGGGGUUGCACCGUGAGAACAAUGCGGUAGUGCAGAUCCACUUCCUGCCUGGCCAGUGCCAGCUGGUCACCCUGCUGGACGACAACAGCCUGCACCUGUGGAGCCUGAAGGUCAAAGGCGGGGUGUCGGAGCUGCAGGAAGAUGAGAGUUUCACGCUGCGUGGCCCCCCAGGGGCCGCCCCCAGUGCCACGCAGAUCACCGUGGUCCUGCCGCAUUCCUCCUGCCAGCUGCUCUACCUGGGCACCGAGAGCGGCAGUGUGUUCGUGGUGCAGCUGCCGGCUUUCCGCGCGCUGGAGGACCAGACGAUCAGCUCAGAUGCUGUGCUGCAGCGGUUGCCAGAGGAGGUCCGCCACAGGCGGGCAUUUGAGAUGGUGGAGGCUCUGCAGGAACAUCCUCGGGACCCCAAGCAGAUCCUCAUUGGCUACAGCCGGGGCCUUGUCGUCAUCUGGGACCUACAGGGCAGCUGUGUGCUCUGUCAUUUCCUCAGCAGCCAGCAACUGGAGAACGUCUGCUGGCAGCGGGACGGCCAUCUGAUUGUCAGCUGCCAUUCUGACGGCAGCUACUGCCAGUGGCCCGUGUCCAGUGACACCCUGCAACCGGAGCCCCUGCGCAGCUGUGUGCCUUACGGCCCUUUUCCUUGCAAAGCUAUUACCAAAAUCUUCUGGCUGACCACCAAGCAGGGGUUGCCCUUCACCAUCUUCCAGGGCGGCAUGCCACGGGCCAGCUAUGGGGACCGCCACUGCAUCUCAGUGAUCCACAACGGCCAGCAGACAGCCUUUGACUUCACCUCCCGCGUCAUCGACUUCACUGUCCUCAUUGAGGCGAACCCUGAGGCUGCCCUUGAUGACCCCUAUGCCCUGGUAGUGCUGGCUGAGGAGGAGCUGGUCGUGAUUGACCUGCAGACGGCUGGUUGGCCGCCGGUCCAGCCUCCCUACCUGGCCUCCCUGCACUGCUCCGCCAUCACCUGCUCCCACCAUGUCUCCAACAUCCCCCUGAAGCUGUGGGAGCGCAUCAUCGCUGCUGGCAGCCGACAGAACACAUACUUCUCCACCAUGGUAGGUCUGGCCCUGGCCCCAGCCCCGCCCCAGCCCAGAGCCAGGCUCGCCCAUGAACUUCUCCGUCAUCUCCUCCAGGAGUGGCCCAUUGACGGUGGCACCAGCCUGGCCCCGGCCCCACCCCAGAGGGACCUGCUGCUCACGGGGCACGAGGACGGCACAGUGCGGUUCUGGGAUGCCUCGGGCGUCUGCUUGCGGCUGCUCUACAAACUCAGCACAGUACGGGUGUUCCUCACCGACACAGACCCCAACGAGAGCCUCAGUGCCCAGGGUGAGGACGAGUGGCCCCCCCUCCGCAAGGUGGGCUCUUUCGACCCCUACAGCGACGAUCCUCGGCUGGGCAUCCAGAAGAUUUUCCUCUGCAGAUACAGUGGCUACCUGGCUGUGGCCGGCACAGCAGGGCAGGUGCUGGUGCUGGAGCUGAAUGACGAGGCGGCGGAGCACGCAGUGGAGCAGGUGGAGGCCGACUUGCUGCAGGACCAGGAGGGCUACCGCUGGAAGGGGCACGAGCGCCUGUGUGCCCGCCCAGGGCCCGUGCACUUCGAGCCCGGCUUCCAGCCCUUUGUGUUGGUGCAGUGCCAGCCCCCGGCUGUGGUCACCUCCUUGGCCCUGCACUCCGAGUGGCGGCUCGUGGCCUUCGGCACCAGCCACGGCUUUGGCCUCUUUGACCACCAGCAGCGGCGGCAGGUCUUUGUCAAGUGCACGCUGCACCCCAAUGACCAGCUAGCCUUGGAGGGCCCACUGUCCCGUGUGAAGUCCCUAAAGAAGUCCCUGCGCCAGUCCUUCCGCCGGAUACGUCGCAGCCGGGUGUCCAGCAGGAAGCGGCGGCCUGCUGGCCCUCCAGGAGAGGUGCAGGAGGGGAGCAGCAGGGCAGAGAGGACUGGCCUGCAGAACAUGGAGCUGGCGCCAGUGCAGCGCAAGAUCGAGGCCCGCUCGGCGGAGGACUCCUUCACGGGCUUUGUCCGGACCCUCUACUUCGCUGACACCUACCUGCGGGACAGCUCCCGCCACUGCCCCUCGCUGUGGGCUGGCACCAAUGGAGGUACCGUCUACGCCUUUGCCCUGCGCGUGCCCCCCGCUGAGCGGAGAAUGGAUGAGCCGGUGCGGGCGGAGCAGGCCAAGGAGAUCCAGCUGAUGCACCGAGCGCCCGUGGUGGGGAUCCUGGUGCUGGACGGACACAGUGUGCCCCUUCCCGAGCCCCUGGAAGUGGCCCACGACCUGUCAAAGAGCCCCGACAUGCAGGGAAGCCACCAGCUGCUUGUCGUGUCGGAGGAGCAGUUCAAGGUGUUCACGCUGCCCAAGGUCAGUGCCAGGCUGAAGCUGAAGCUGACCGCCCUGGAGGGCUCGCGGGUGCGGCGGGUCAGUGCGGCCCGCUUCGGCAGCUGUCGAGCCGAGGACUACGGGGAACAUCACCUGGCUGUCCUCACCAACCUGGGCGACAUCCAGGUGGUCUCGCUGCCCCUGCUCAAGCCCCAGGUGCGGUACAGCUGCAUCCGCCGGGAGGACGUCAGCGGCAUCGCCUCCUGCGUCUUCACCAAAUAUGGCCAAGGUUUCUACCUGAUCUCACCCUCCGAGUUUGAGCGCUUCUCUCUCUCCACCAAGUGGCUGGUUGAGCCCCGGUGCCUGGUGGAUUCAGCAGAAACGAAGAACCACAGCCGCCCCCGCGACGGGUCGGGCCCUGAAAAGGCCUCGGGCAAAGCCAGGAACUCAGGGAGCCAGAGUGAUGAAGAGGAGAGGAGGUCGGGCCCCGUGAUGGAGCACGCUCUGCUCAAUGACGAGAGAGUCCUGAAGGAGAUCCAGAGCACGCUGGAGGGAGACCGAGGGAGCUGUGGUGAUUGGCGUUCUCAACGAGUGGCCGUGGGGAUGCUCCUGAGUUGCUGUGGCUCUAUCUCCUUCUGCACGACGAACACACACUACUGACGGCUCUUCCUGGGGGCACUGCCCCACCUGGAGAGGCCCGUACACUGGGCCGUGCAGGGGCUGGGGGCACCCCCAGUGCCCACCCUGCUGCUGCUCCUGGCCUUGGGAGAGGAGGGACCCCAGGCCCCUGGGGCUCUCCCUCCUCGGUCCUUGACCCUCUCGGUCCUUUUGUCAAUGUUGCACAGUUUUUAUCCCCAUCUCCCCGCUUUUUGUAGUGGGCUGGGUUUUAAAUUAUAAAUGUUAACUGCCUCCGGGUGAAAAAGUUUUUAAUAAACACCUUAUUACCUCUUCACUGGACUGGCCCAACGACUUUACUUUUUUAAUUGUGCAGAGAUUUUCCACGUAAAUAGAAAUGAUCGUUAGCUGGUUCCUUGCCUUUGCCCCUUGGGUCCGUCCCCUGGACCAGGCUGGUGCUCAGGAGAAUCUGUUUUUUAAGCUCUUUGAAUCAGAUCAAACUGUAUCUGGUUGUGUCCGAACGCUAUAUGCCUUCUCUCUUUGGGAAUAAA
Molecule: messenger RNA, 5894 nt
Organism: Delphinapterus leucas (beluga whale)
Lineage: Eukaryota; Metazoa; Chordata; Mammalia; Artiodactyla; Monodontidae
Gene: LLGL2
Product: LLGL scribble cell polarity complex component 2
Biological process (GO): regulation of establishment or maintenance of cell polarity; Golgi to plasma membrane transport; regulation of Notch signaling pathway
Cellular component (GO): plasma membrane; cytoplasm; cortical actin cytoskeleton
Molecular function (GO): myosin II binding; GTPase activator activity
Source: RefSeq, a predicted model, not a curated record